This is a messenger RNA of Blastomyces dermatitidis ER-3, 5048 nucleotides long. RefSeq names its product benzoate 4-monooxygenase cytochrome P450, variant 2. Gene Ontology annotation, molecular function: monooxygenase activity; heme binding; iron ion binding. The transcript has 4 exons. Lineage: Eukaryota; Fungi; Ascomycota; Eurotiomycetes; Onygenales; Ajellomycetaceae. Bases 3330 to 4523 code for a protein of 397 amino acids. The record is from RefSeq and is a predicted model, not a curated record.
GGCGUUUUUGCCUCCGAACCAUUCCUGCCAAGCCGGUUGGACGUGGGACAUGGGCGUGUGGCAGGGCAGGGAAGCUUUGAUAGCAAUGCUCCACCACAACUUCCUCAUUAUUUUGUGAUGGUAAUCCGUAAUCCUCUUAUAUCCGCUAGGAGAAUCUCGACAUAUCUAUGAACAUAUAGUUAAUACUGUUGAAAUGAAUGUAGCCCUACGGAGUACUCUGUACUUCUCCCUGAGUUCCCCAAACCUCUGUAGACGCCAAGUGGGGGAAGGGAACAUUUUCGGUGCCGCGCCAUGACCUCCUUGGUGCGGCGGCGGCCCGUCCAGCCUGCCACACAAAGCGCUUGCUGUGUCAAUUGAACAAGCCAAUUGAUAUCUUGCCUGCAGCAAGGCUUACGCAGCGUAUGCCCACCAAAUGCUCCAUUGGUAGCGUGAGUGCUCCUCCUGUCUGAGGUCUCCCACCAUAGACACCGCCUCAUCAUGGUCCAAGAAUGGGACAAACCUGUGAAUGGACCAUUUGACAACGGGGUUGACAUCAAAAUACCAUCCUGGGAAGCCUGGAGGGAUAUGGCAUUGUUUUAAAACCCUCCCGUAUGAAUCUGAUGUUGCCCACCCCCACUGAGUAGCCCUUCUUAUGAGCUGAAGUUCGUGGCCCUGGAACCGCAGUCAUAUAUGCUCUGGAAUUUCCGCUUCUAUCCUUUCUCCGUGCUCGCUGCAGCCCCAAGCAUGAUGUGGCCAUGGUUAUCUCAAACCAAAAAAAGUUAUCCCUUUUCUCCAUACGUGUCUUAGCUAGAUCCGAUUGCAGACCAGUACUCCGUACUGCCGUCUAGUUUCUUUAUUGCAACUCUUGGUGAUGUUGAUGGAAAGUCAGCUCGGCAUAUCCUUCCAGCAGUCUCUGCACAGCAGCUUGCAGUACAGCUUUCAGACAAUUGAUGUGCCAAUUCUCAUGCACUUAUAGUGGAAACUCUUCUCUACGCACAUAUGGUAGUAUUCUCCUGAAAGGGACGGGAUACAGACUCAUUAUUUUAAUAUGUCGACAAGAGUCCGGUUAUAUUGCGUCUGCACCUCCCAUCUGAUGUAUAAGCCGCCGAAUCGUCAAGACCUCGUGGCUAACCCAGUUUCUGUGCAGAUAUGUGGUGUCGGUGAGUACUAGAAACUUAUUGGCACUUCCUUUUCGCAAAAAUCAAAGAAAAACAGAGUGAAAAACAGGAAAUCAAAGCAACCACCAUUCGUCAAGGGAUUGAAAUUUGAGGUUCAGAGCCUAGAUCCGAAAUUGAUUACUAGUUAAAGGUGCGAGGAGGGCACUCAAGGACAAUAGUAAGGAAUUUUUGAAUUUACAAGCCAAUCCAGCCACUCAGAAGCUUAUUAUUGUCCAACGCAUGUUUCCUAGCAAAUUCUCAGCCAAUUGACUUUCUGAUUUUCUCUUUCAUCAACGCAAGCUCUUUACUGAUCUGUGCGGAGUAACUUACGGUGUACAUGGCUGUACUGUUUGCACAUUGGGGCUACGCCAUACCUGAAAAUGAUGAUCCAGCCCAGCUGGGAGAUCCGAGCCACUGUCAACUGCCAAAUGUUACCCGAACUUGCAACGUCGUCCGACUCCCAACGGCCUCCAGUGAAAACCGGUUAAGUUUGUCGGCUUCUUCCUUUGUUCCCUAUAUUUCCACUACGAUUGGGACGGGUCAGGGAAAAACACGAUAUUCACAGCGGAACAAUCUUUCCGGCCACAUUUUGUUUCGGCAAAAAAAAUUAAAAAUAAAAUAAAAUUGACUUGUCAUGGACUGGAUGUGGAAUCGGAAAGAAUAAAACUCUUUAUGCUCUCAGAUGCUGAGCCUGAAAAGUCUGCUAUGUUUGCCACGAACAGGCUCUUAAAUACAGAGAAACAACAAUGGGUAAUUCCGGAUUUGCAAUUUAUUUAUCUAGUUCAUCUACAGCGUAAUUUUGGUGAGGCUCGCAUUUUUUCUUAUUCUGCGCUCUGUUCCAUACAGGAUUAAGUUCAACCAAUCGGGAAAGACUGGUGGAGGGAAAGUAGAUACACGCCUCUCAGACAAUAUUCGCCAUCACAAUAAUAGUGGAAUGAGCAUGAGGUCACUCCAUACAUCAUCCUAUAGACGAAUAUUUAUAUCUUUGAAAUCGACUGCCUUGAGAUUUUUCGAACCUUAAUAGCAGUCUGGGGUCUUGCACGAGCAAAACUUAUACAUUGGGCUAUUUACCUUACUACUUUCAUGAACGUUCGUUUCACGUCCAUGGCAUACUGAAACAACUUGAAGAAAUGUCAACCUGUUGAUAUAACUAUGACAAAGAUGUCGAAAUGACAUCUACCUCCGUGAGGGUUGCGGAUGUUCAGACAAAACAUUCCGACAAGAAGUUAUUCCCAAAAAGUUGGUUAUCAGAGCACAAUGAGAAAACCCCACCGAGAUGAGGAAAUUAUUUAACAAUGAUACAAAAGUACAAAACGGCGAUGUCCUUGGGUCAUUCAUGUGUCAUCGGCGUCCGCCAAAGCCGCCCAGCAUUAUUCUUAUCACAAGCUUCAGAGUGGGCUGAACAACCUUCGGAAUUUCUACACUGUGGAUAAGCUACAGUUCCCAACUUCCUGAAAACGGUCACUUGGCCGGUCAUGGACAAACUUACUACGUUUACUUCCGUCUGAAUGGGCCUCUCCUAGGGCAGAUAGCCCCUGCAGCAGAUCUUCGGCUGCAGAUAGCCACAUGAAGGUUUGGCGUUGGCGUGAAGCUUAUUGUGAUCUUCCUUCAUUCUUUGAACCCCUUUGCAGGCCUAGGCCAGAUAUAAACUAUAUAUAGAGGAUGUUGGGGAACAUUGUCUGCUGUCUAAAAUCCAUCCCACCAAAUCUUUUUGCGCUCCUCCAUCUAUUUCUCAAAAAGUAGCUGAUCAUUCCAGCCUAGAGAAUAUUACCAAAACGAAAAUUUAUUCGUUCUUGCUUUGGCCAUGGGAUUAGUGGACAGCUAUAUCACCUUGACCACCUGUGGCGUUGGUCUUCUACUUGUAUGUUUGAUCUAACUUGCCCGUCCAAUAGAAGCGUUUGAAAACGCUGACAGAUUGUUUUAAUUCAACCAUUUUCUGAGAGAUUAUAGUACUUUGUGGGAAAUGCGAUUUAUAACAUUUACUUCCAUCCCCUGAAUAAGUUUCCAGGCCCAAAGUACCUAGCUGUGGGUAGAAUACCCAUAACUUGGGCAACCUUCCGCGGCCAGAAAGCACAAUUUCGCUUUAAUGCUCAUAGAAAGUAUGGUGAAAUUGUCCGCAUCGCUUCCAAUGAGCUUAGCUUUGCCCAUGCUCAGGGAUGGCGUGAUAUCUACGGCACCCAGGCCAAAGUGGAAAUGACCAAACCUGCGAGCGGUAUUGAGGAGCAAGAAGGCGCCCAGUCUGUUGUCACGGCUGAGGGAGAUACCCACAGCCGACAAAAGCGGAUGCUUGCGACUAUGUUCACGGAGAAAAUUCUAAAAGAGAAAGAGGCCCUUUUCAUUAGCCACGCUGACUUGCUGGUAAAGAGAUUGAAGGGGCUUGAAGGACAGCCUGUGGCAUUGGGUGAUUGGUAUAACUUUGCAACCUUUGAUAUGAUGGGCGACCUUCUCUUUGGUGAAUCCCUCGGAAUGCUGUCGACAUCGGAAUAUGUGCCUUGGGUUAAGUCUAUUCACGGCUUUCUCAAGGCAUUUGCUUUCACAAAUGUCCUAAAUGAAUAUCUAUGGUUUCGAGCUCUCUGGGCAUUUGUGCCUUCGAAGAUCCUCGACACGUUACGGGACACUCAUUUCCUGUUUACAGCGCAAAAGGUAAACCGCUACCUAGAGCUCGACGAAAAAGCUCGCGUAGGCAUGAUGGGACACCUGUUGGAUGGGGGUAGCCGCAAGGGCCUCAAUCUAGGGGAACUCCACACAAACGCUCCUAUUCUCAUUUUUGGGGGCAGCGAGACUUCUGCAACGCAACUCCGCGCUCUAACUUUCCUGCUUUUCAAGAACCCCGAAAAAAUGGGGAAAUUGAUCACCGAAAUCCGGUCAGCGUAUACUUCAUCUGAUCAAAUCACAUACGAUUCUCUUCUGGAGCGCACCUACCUCAAUGCGUGUAUCGAGGAAGGACUGCGAUAUUAUCCACCUUGCUCCAACGGAUUACCGAGAAUAGUCCCAAAGAGCGGUACAACUAUUUGCGGCGAGUUUGUCCCCGGCGGUACGAAUGUUUCCGUUGCAACAUUUGCUCUCUUUCGUUCACCUAAAUACUUCUCCCAGCCGGAUUCUUUCAUCCCAGAAAGAUGGCUUCGCGAAUCGGAAGGCGGCAAUCCUGUUUUUGCAACGGAUGAAAAGGGAGUUGCCCUUCCGUUUAGUUACGGCCCACACAACUGCCCAGGGAAAAAGAUGGGAUAUUUCGAACUCCGACUUAUCCUAGCCAAAGUUCUCUGGCACUUUAACUUGAAACUUCUGCCCGAAGAUGACGGCGCGGAAGACUCCUGGGACAAGAUGCCCAACUAUCAAACCUGGACGAGGCGGCCGCUUAAAGUAAUAGCGAAACCUGUUAGGCGGUAGCAAGCUUUCUUUCCACUAUUUUUACAUUAUGCUUUUUAAAAUGAUAUUACAUCAUUCCCCCAAUAAAUAUUGGAAUACAAGUACAUGGACUAAAUCAGAUAUAGCCCCAGUCAUUACUCGCCUCAUUGACUUGAUGAUCUGUUGUCCAUUUGGCUGGACAGGAAAAAAAUGGCGUUGACUUUUCAUUUUUGUGAUUUCCUCUUCUGCUUUGCAUUUCCUCCUUUACUGCUUUGUUGCUAUUUGUCAAGGGAAGAAAUUAUACAAAACCAACCGAUCUUUUACAUGUAGACAGUUGUUGGAAACAAGCUAGGUCACUGUUCGGCGGUUCUGACUGUCUGCUAGUCAACAAUUACUGAUGGACUGGGUCAGAUACGUGUGUCCACAGCUUGAGAGGUACAUAGUUAUCAUCAAGAGAGCUGAUGCCUACACACCUGCACUCAAAAAAUGUGUUAGAAUGGUCAUGUAUGGAGAGAAGGGGGUGAAUAAAUGAAAUGAAAAUAAUAAAAUAAUAAAAACAAAAGAAAC